AGUUUUAGGCACCAAUUCGUUCACUCAGUCCCACAGUCAAAGAUCAUCUUCAAUAUGUCGGUUUCGGAUUUGAUCGGUGCCAUCGAGGCCAUUCCCAAGAUCACAGUUUCCGAUGCUCCUGCGCCUCCAACUUCCGUGUUCCUUGAUGCUCCUGAAUGGCUAACGGAAAGCUAUCUGCAGGAUGCCCUGCGCAAGUACUACAAGGACCAAAGGAUCCGGAUCAACUGGGUCAAGGUGAAUCCCGCCUUGGGCAAGGGUGAAAACUACGGUGGAGUCCUGACCCGCGUCAAGGCCCAGUUCACCCGCGGUGAUGGUAGCUCCCAGCUGGGUCACUACAUUGUUAAGUCGACCUUCGAGGGCAAUGAAUUUGCACAGAACACAAUGGAACCCUACGAUAUCUUCAAUCGCGAGAUGAUUAUCUACGAACAGGUGCUGCCCAAGCAGAAGGCUCUGCUCCGCGAGAUCGGCGAUACGGAGCAGAUCUUUGCCGAAACCAUGGCUGUUGAUAUUGAUAAUUCGGCGUUGAUAUUCGAGGAUCUGAAUGCUCGUGAUUUCGUAAUGCCCGAUCGUUUGGUCGGAUUGGAUCUAAAACUGGCCCGAAUUGUCCUGCGGAAAUUGGCCAAGAUGCAUGCCACUUCGGCGGUUUUGAACGAACGUGAGAAUCACUCGCUGGAGUCCUACGAUCGGGGCUUCUUCAAUCGGUACACCGAUAAUUAUGAACCCGCUUUUGUGGGAAUGUUUGAGGCGGCCACUCGCCGGGUGGCCCAGUGGCCGGGAUAUGAAAAGUACGCCGAGAAGAUGGAGGCUCUGGUGCCCAUCUACAUGGAGCUGGGCAAGCGAAUCUUCGACAUCUCGCCCGGUCACAUAAAUGUUCUGGCCCACGGAGAUCUUUGGACCAAUAAUGUACUCGUGCAGUACGAUAAGGAGACGGGGGAACCCUUGGAUGUCGUCAUCAUUGACUUUCAAUACACCGCCUGGGGAUCGCCUGCGCUGGAUCUUUUCUACUUCAUGAACACCUCGCUGGAGUUCGAUCUCCAUCAGAAUCAUCAGGAGCAGCUGAUCGCCUACUAUUUCGGCUUUUUCACGGACACACUGAGGAAGCUGCAGUACCAGGCUUCGAUUCCCAGCUUGCAUCAGUUCCACCAGCAGCUGCAGCAGAAGAAGUUCUACGCUGCUCACACUUCCAUCUCGGUGUUCCCGAUUCAGCGAAAUGUGGAGACCGCCGAUGCCGAUUUCAAUGCUCUAAUGGAGACCAACCAGCGGGCCAUUAAUUUCAAGGAUGCCUGCUAUAGGAAUCCCAUUUCUCAGAGGAUUUUGCGUGAACUUCUGCCCAGUUUCGAGGCCGAGGGUUUGCUCGAUAUCGAUCAGUGAGGGAGAUGUACAGACCUUACACCUGUGUUAUAUAGUACACACUAUACCAAAUUGUAUAUAGAUAAAUAGUAGAAAAAUUAUACGUAUUAUAGUUUAGAUAAUGUAAUCACAAUUGUAUUUUAUAACAGAAAUAUAGAAAAUAUUCAACU
Molecule: messenger RNA, 1520 nt
Organism: Drosophila takahashii
Lineage: Eukaryota; Metazoa; Arthropoda; Insecta; Diptera; Drosophilidae
Source: RefSeq, a predicted model, not a curated record